GUCUUUAAAACCGACGUGAAGAGGCGCGAUCAGUGUGCUUCUGUCCACUGAGGAUUGUAGGCGCUCUGUUGCCGGAUGCUCGGACCGUGCUGUCAAACUUUGAUUCUGUGUUUACUGCCCGUGGCUCGUCCUCUUUCUGCGAGGAGUCAUGGGCCACUGACAUUGAGUGGCUGGGCUGGAUAAGCUUCCAACAGGCUUUAAUGAUGAACUAUAUUAGUAUUUUGACUCUCUCUCCCAUCGACAAUGUGGGGAACUAGAUAAGAAUCGUCGGAUUUUGUGACAACAUGUUCUCCAGAAAUCGCUUCAAUGGGCAACACGGAGCAGGCGUUCCCCCUAAAGGAGGCGCAAAGUCAAAAGUUCACUCACCCAAAAAGCGAGCUCCGAACCCAAGGGUAGCACUAGUUAUUCGGGGUAAAAUACACCGUCUAUUGCAGGGGUCUGCAGACCACCAUCUCCCUGAUUCCCAUCAUUAUUAUGCAGGUAUUGAGGAGGAAGAAGACAGUGAAACACAUGAGGGUAGAAAGGAGCACAGAAGUGUAUAUCCAAAGGUAAACCCAGGAGAUGAAGCCUACUGUCCAAAAGUUUCAAACAGCAAAGGACAUGUAGGAGUACCAGGGCCACCAUAUGUGGGAGAGGUGGAGUUGAACCGUGAAGGUUGUAUAAGAAUACCCUGCACUUUGCAACAUAAAAGAUCCCCAGCAAGUCUGAAACGAAUCUCCUUUGAGAGUGGUCUUCGGGAAUCUCCUGAGCAGCAGCGGCGACCGCACUCUACACACUACAGUCCGAUUGGCCCAGACAUGAAUUGCAGCAAAUAUGCAUCACCAGCCAGAAGGGAUUUUGCUUCACCCCGUAUUCGGCCAAAGAGACCAUAUUCAGCUGGUGACUAUGUGGACUACAACUUUAACAGAGCGCUCCCAGGUACACUGCUGGAAGAGGACGAAGAUAAAGAGGAGGAGUCAAGUGCCAUCAUCGAGCACAUUCUAAAGGAAUUAAGAGGAAUCAACAAGAUACAGGAGGAAAUCUCCGACCUCAGGGAUUACCUGACCUCAGUUCGAGGGUCAGUUGAGGAGGUAUCAUCCUGUGUAGAUGCUGUACUGUUGGAGAUUGAAGGCAUUCGUUCUAGCAACAAGACAGGAUCAGGGGUACACGCCGGGACUUGGUCCGGGGCAGGGUGCAAAGAUGGACCAUCCUCCCGUAGGAGACCUGCCAGUGCUUAUGGCAGUUUAGGAAGUGCAAUGCCAAGGUCGGAUUCAAAUCGUUUCCCUCCAGUACGCAGUGAACGCCAUAGCAUACAUGGAGAAUUAUCACUGCCAAGGACAGAGGAUUCAACUGUGUCACCAAUUGCUGAAUCAGUGGAUCAUCAGGAACUGGAGGAACCAGAUGAUGCCUCUGACCACAGCUCGGACAUCCCAGUAGGGGCAAUAGCGAGAAAACUCAGCUUUGGCUACCUUGAAAGGCAAGAUGGCCAAGACUGUCAAAGCAUAAGCUCUUUGUCUUCUGGUCAUAGUUCCAAGUCCGAGUCAGAUCUAGAGAGACUGUCAUCUAGUCAUGGACGAAAGCAGCAAAGAUCUGAUGAUGUGGAGGAACACUGGACUAACACUGUACCACCGCACAGUGUCUCCAGGGAAUCUGUUUGGCAUAGGGAAAGUGCUUACCACAGAGACAGAGGCCCAGGGGAGCAUGAAGCCAAGGGCUCUAUUUGCUGUGAAGGAGCUGGCAGUUGGGACUGUUUCAGAGGUGCAGGAGGAUAUGGUGCAUCAGGUCAGUGUUCCACAGCAAGCUCAGAACAUCUGUCCAUUCCCUCUGGAAAGCAUUACAACUCACCCGCCAGCACCUCUAGCAGGGACACAUGGUCGUCAAGGAGGAGGCGACCUCAAAGCCUGUCUGGGAUUCAUGUUCCAACAGAUAUCAACCUUGAAGACUCCACUGUAGGAUUAGAGUGCGCUGGUGAUUAUUCCUAUCCUCAGAGUUCUGGUUACCAUUCAGUUGAUGGGCAUGAUGGAGAAGCAGAGGAAUUUGACUACGGACAGUCAAAUGAGCUGAGCUAUAUGACACAAGAUGAAACAUAUUUAACAUACGAAGACUCCUCAGCAGUCACAUGGACUGAGGCAUCCUUAGGUACCACUGUAGGACUUAUGGAUAGGUCAGUCAUCCAAAAGACUGAAGGCAAUGACCAAAGUUUAGAAAGCGGUCUCCCUUACUCUGGCAGUGCAGAUGUCCAGGCUGGUGGUUUCACUGUCAAACGGAUAGGACGAGCUGUACUUGACUUUAGGUCUGCCCUGCGGGGAGCGUUGCGCAAACUUGAAGUACCUGGAGCCGUUAAUCCUGGAGAAGAAACAGACUUUGAAAUAUCAGUAGCUUCCGAGCUGCCUACAACUGAGCUGCCUUCAACAUCUUUAUGCUAUGAGGCACAAUUUGAACAGAAAUCUGAAGAAACGCAGAGGGGUGACGUGGUUGAUAGAGGUGAUACUUUUAGGGAAGUCAGUAAUAACACAACCCUAAAUAAAUCAGAUAAUUUCCCUGUGGAAUAUGAAAAAGCCAACAACAGCCUUACGUUAGAAUCUGCAGACACUUGUUCAGACAAAAUUCCCCAAUGCUCAGAAGAAAUCCCAAUCUGCCCUGACCCAAGUAGCGCCGCAAUACUUUCUCAGCCCGAAGGCCUUACAGAACAUCCUGAAGAAAGCCAAGCUGACGGUCCUAUAGAAUGUCCUGCAGAUGUUAACCUUAAAGCUCAGCUUUCACAGUGCACCACUGCAGAAUCCUUGUCAGUCUCCGUCUCGGCCGAUGCACUGGAGGAACAGGGACAGAUUGAGUUGCCACUUCUGCAGCAGCCUGCCGCAGACACUGCUGUCGGACCAAAGGGCGAAGCAGAAGGAGAUGCAGCACAGCUACCCAUAGAGAUAAGUCAGAUGGAUGAACGCAGGCUAAAGUGUCUCAGGAGCUUCCAGCAGAUUCUGCGAGAGAAGAGGGAGACCAGGCGUAACCUUGCCAGUAUGACCAUGUCCAGCUUCUCUCAGGAGGAGUUUGAACCAGAUGGAAGUCAAGAUGGAGAUCAGAGUCGAGAUCAAGAUGGUGACCCCAGCAAGCACCCGUGGGCCAAGCCAGGUGGAAACGCACCAUUUGGAAUUGACAGCAUGCCAGACCUCCGCAAGAGGAGGCCCAUCCCCCUUGUUAGUGAACUGGCUAUGACUAUGAUACAGUCCAGGAAAGCUGGACUCGCCCACACACUGGCCACACGGACCUCCCUGAAAGACGAAGAGCUCAAAAACCAUGUAUACAAGAAGACUCUGCAGGCUCUGAUCUACCCUAUCUCCUGCACCACGCCGCACAAUUUUGAGGUGUGGACGGCCACCACGCCCACCUACUGCUACGAGUGUGAGGGUCUGCUGUGGGGCAUCGCUCGGCAGGGUAUGCGCUGUGCAGAGUGCGGGGUCAAAGUGCACGAGAAAUGUCAAGAACUGCUGAACGCCGACUGUCUGCAGAGAGCUGCCGAGAAGAGCUCAAAGACCGGAGCAGAGGACCGGACGCAGCACAUUAUAAUGGCCAUGAAGGACAGGAUGAAGAUCCGCGAGAGGAACAAGCCAGAGAUCUUUGAGGAGAUCCGGAAAGUGUUCAACGUCUCCAAGAUGAUCCACAGCCAGCACAUGAAGAGCAUCAAGCAGAGUGUCCUGGACGGCACCUCCAAAUGGUCAGCCAAGAUCACCAUCAACGUGGUGAGCGCGCAGGGUCUCCAGGCUAAAGACAGGACGGGCUCCAGUGAUCCGUACGUCACCAUCCAAGUCGGCAAAACCAAGAAGAGAACAAAGACCAUCUACGGCAACCUAAACCCAGUCUGGGAGGAAAAGUUCAGCUUCGAGUGCCACAACUCGUCCGACCGCAUCAAGCUGCGGGUUUGGGACGAGGACGACGACAUCAAGUCGAGGGUGAAGCAGCGACUGAAGAGAGAGUCAGACGACUUCCUGGGUCAGAGCAUCAUUGAGGUCCGCACCCUGAGCGGAGAGAUGGACGUUUGGUACAAUCUGGAAAAGAGAACAGACAAGUCGGCAGUGUCUGGAGCCAUACGUCUUCAGAUCAGUGUGGAGAUCGAGGGAGAGGAGAAGGUGGCACCUUAUCACGUUCAGUACACGUGCCUUCACGAGAACAUGUUUCACUACUCGACGGACAUAGAGGGAGGCGGCGUCGUGAAGAUCCCGAUGGCUCAGGGAGACGACGCGUGGAAGGUUUACUACGAUGAAGUGCAGCAGGACAUCGUGGACGAGUUUGCUAUGCGCUACGGCAUCGAGUCCAUCUACCAGGCCAUGACUCAUUUCUCUUGCCUGUCCUCUAAGUACAUGCUGUCAGGGGUGCCUGCCGUGAUGAGCACCCUGCUAGCCAACAUCAAUGCCUUUUACGCCCACCCCACCGCCUCCACCAACGUCUCUGCUCCAGCCAGAUUUGCAGCUUCCAACUUUGGGAGAGAUCGUUUUGUGAAGCUCCUGGAUCAGCUGCACAACUCCCUGCGUAUUGACCUCUCCAUGUACAGAAACAACUUCCCAGCCAGCAACAAGGCUCGUCUCAGUGACCUCAAGUCCACAGUGGAUCUUCUCACCAGCAUCACUUUCUUCAGGAUGAAGGUCUUGGAGCUUCCCAGUCCUCCCAGGGCGGCCAACGUGGUGCGCGAUUGUGUCAAGGCCUGUCUGAACUCCACCUAUGAGUACAUCUUCAACAACUGUCUGGAGCUCUUCAACCACCAGUUCCAACCUGCCGUCAAACCGCCGGAGCCAGAGAAGAAAAAGAGGAAGAAGAAGAAGGAGAAGCCAGAGGGAGAGGCGGAAGAUGAUGAAGGAGAAGAAGACGAGGAGGACGAGGAAGAGGAGGAGGAAGAAGAAGAGGAGAAAAAGGAGAGCCAGCCGGAGGAGCAGGGCCCAAGCAUCCAGAACUUGGACUUCUGGCCUAAACUCAUAACGCUGAUCGUGUCGAUCAUUGAGGAAGACAAGAACUCAUACACGUCCAUCAUUAACCAGUUUCCCCAGGAACUCGAUGUGGGUAAAGUCAGCGCCGAGGUCAUGUGGAUGCUCUUCGCCCAGGACAUGAAGUAUGCCCUGGAGGUUUUGGAUAAAAUUGACCACUACCGCUGGAACAACGCUCCCACCACAUUUCGCAUCCGCAGAGUUGAUUUCUUCGCUGAGCAUGAGAAGCAUAAGCUCUGUAAGACGGCCGACUACAUGAACCUGCACUUCAAGGUCAAGUGGCUUUACAACGAGUACGUUAAAGACCUGCCCGUCUUCAAAGACGCUGUGCCGGAGUACCCAGCAUGGUUUCUCCAGUUCGUCCUGGCCUGGCUGGCUGAGAACGAGGAGGUGUCGAUGGAGUUCAUGCACGGAGCGCUGGAGAGAGACAAGAGGGAAGGGUUCCAGCAGACGUCUGAGCACGCUCUGUUCUCCAGCUCAGUGGUGGACAUCUUCACACAGCUCAACCAGAGCUUUGAGAUCAUCAAGAAACUGGACUGCCCCGACCCGGCCGUGGUGGCCCACUACAACCGGCGCUUCGCCAAGACGAUCACCAAAGUGCUGCUGCAGUACUGUGCCCUGCUGUCCAAGAGCUUCCCCUCCUACUGCGAGAAGGAGAAGAUACCCUGUGUGCUGAUGAACAACAUCCAGCAGAUGAGAGUCCUUUUGGAGAAGAUGUUUGAGUCGAUGGGAGCGAAACAGCUGGAUACAGAGGCGGCUGACAUCCUCAACGAGCUGCAGGUGAAGCUGAGCACCGUCCUGGACAACUUCAGCACCAUGUUUGCCAAGAGCUUCCAGACUCGUAUCACCGGCUGCAUGCGUCAGAUGGCGGAGAUCCUCUACCAGAUGAAAGGCCCCCCCAACCGCAACACCGCUGAGGCGGACGCUGACGCCAUGCUGAGGCCCCUCAUGGAGUUCCUGGAUGGAAAUCUCAGUAUCUUCGCUGACGUCUGUGAGAAGACAGUGCUGAAGAGGAUCUUGAAGGAUUUGUGGAAGAUUGUCCUGAGCAGCCUGGAGAAGACCAUAGUCCUGCCUCAGAGCAACGACAGCCUGGGAGCUCAACUCCUCACAGCAGCGAAGGGGCUCUCUAAUCUCAAGGGAGGAGGAGGAGGAGAGGCUAAAACCCUGACGCCCAAACAGUGCGUAAUAAUCGACGCAGGUCUGGAGACCAUCAAGCAAUACUUCCACGCCGGAGGAAACGGGCUGAAGAAGGCCUUUGUGGAGAAAAGCCCCGAGCUGGCUUCUCUGCGUUACGCCCUCUCCCUCUACUCCCAGAGCACAGACGCUCUCAUCAAGACCUUCGUCACCACACAACACUCCCAAGUGCACGACGGCAUGGGCAUCAGAAUCACGGGCAACGAGAAGAUAAGGCCUGAUAGGGGUUCGGGGAUAGAGAAGCCGAUCGGAGAGGCCAUGCUGCAGAUCGACAUGCUGCUCGGGAAAGAGCGCAAGGUCAACGUCAGAGUGAUCGCGGUGAACGACAUGAAGUGGCAGACGUCGGGGAUGUUCCGGCCGUUCGUCGACGUCUGCAUGGUCGGCCCCUUCAUGGCCGACAAGAAGCGCAAGUUCACCACUAAAUCCAAGAACAACUGCUGGACGGCGAAGUUCAACGAGGCCUUCCAGUUCGUCCUGGGUAAGGAGUCCCCCGACUGCUACGAGCUGCAGGUGACUGUGAAGGACUACUGCUUCGGCCGGGCCGACCGGGUGGUCGGCGUGGCCGUGGUGCAGCUGCGCGACGUGGCCGACCGCAAGAGCUGCGUGUGCUGGUGCCCCCUCGGGCCGCGCAUCCACACCGACGAGACGGGCAUGACCGUGAUGCGUAUCCUGUCCCAGAGGCCGGCCGACGAGGUGGCCAAAGAGUUUGUCAGGCUGAAAUCUGAAACCCGGCCCGUGGAGGAGGGAAGAUGAGCAGAUGGAGAUCCAACUCAGGAUCAGAUAUUUGUGAAACGUUAAAAAUAAAAUAAAUAAAUAAAUAAAAAUGACGAGGGACAGGGUCACCGCUAGAGGCAGGGCUGCCCUCCUCAGUAAACACAGACCCUUUGGAUGAUAUCCAAUAUGAGAAAGAAGGACACAAUAAACAGAACUAUAGAUGUGAUAAUUAACGAAAUGAAUUGAGAAAGAAGCAGCAUAUAGGGUUAAAUCUCAAACUCAGAGGUCAGAAUAGUUUUAAAUAAACUCUUCUUGAGUCUGAAACCUAAACAGUGAGUAGUUUAUCAUCUGUAGUUAAUGAAAUCUGGAUCAAAUCCAUCAGAUCUCCAGAAAAGAGCGGAUUCCGAGUCUUUCUCGCUACGUCGCAGCCUGAAAAGAUGGCGUCAGUUUUAAAACUGAACGAACACGAGUAACUGUGAGGCUCGAUCAGGACGUCAUCCCGCUUUCCUCCACUGUUCGAGCAUCCGAGGCCUUUAAACGUCAAGAUUCAUCAUCAUUCAAAGGGACAAACGUUGUAUUUAGCAUGAGUUGUCGCAGAAAGCUCGAUUCAAGGCGGUAACCAAAGAAGACUGAUCCAAAACCACAGGCCGGGGGUUUAGUGCUGAACGGUUAUUCCCCUGCUUGUCUUUACAUGGGUUGCUUUUUUUUUUUUUUUUUUCGUUCAAGAAAGAGGUGGUCACGACCCAGAAGCUGGAGCGAGUGUUACAAAAACAAGAAUAAAAUACUGUGAGGCAGCAGGAAAUUCUGAUGCUGUGAACCAAGUGUGUGUGUGUGUGUGUGUGUGUGUGUGUGUGUGUGUGCAUAUUAACCUUAAAUACCCGGUGAGAUUUUUCCCACAAUAAAUAUAUCCUUGAAAAGAAGGAAUAGAUGUUGAGAUAGUAUUUUGUAGCAAGUUCUUCUAAAUAUAGCCUUAAAAUGAGCCGGCUGUAACAAAGCGAUCUUUGUGGGAUUCAAACAGAUGUGAAAGCUGACUUGUAAUGUCCGCCAGAGCAAAAGUUUAUUGGGUACCUGAUAGACCACUGGACUGUGGCCUCUCUGUCUUGAAAUUACGAAGAACUGUCGACCUGCCAUUAGCCGGCAGCCAGCUUUUCUUGGGGUUAAGUAGCGAAGAGCUGAAAGAAACCUCUUAGAAUUUAUUUCAGUUUUCACAGAUCGGAUUGAGAUCGAGAACAAAUGCCUUGCCAUGCAUGCACAGCCACACCCCAGUCUUAUAUCUCAGACUAUUUGAUUGGGGGUUUUGCAUUAGCUAAAGACUGAUGGAAAAUAACCCAAACAAGCAGGUUUGACUUCAGUCUGAACGGAUUUGAAUCCUGCGUGUUUACCAUGUGCCAAGGAACGCAAGUGUUCAGCGAGCCACGUUCAAAUCGACCUCUCUCUGCGUGCGGCGUUUUGAUUUGUUUGCAGACAGAUGUCGCCCCACUUGCCGCUGCAAAACCAGACGCACGGUAGUCUUUGGUUCUGCUCCGUUAAAGCCGAACAAACGGGCCUGAUGAAUGCAUGAAGUGGGAUCUAAUAAUACUGAGGCUUCAUCUGUGCUGCCGUGACAACUGAACUCUUGCACUCUGUUCAAAACUAACUGUAAGUUUGUAAAAAAAAAAGAAAAAGAAGAAAUGAAAUGAGCAUGUAUUUAUUGUACA
Molecule: messenger RNA, 8554 nt
Organism: Mugil cephalus (flathead mullet)
Lineage: Eukaryota; Metazoa; Chordata; Actinopteri; Mugiliformes; Mugilidae
Product: protein unc-13 homolog B-like
Exons: 36
Coding region: 285-6896 (2203 amino acids)
Biological process (GO): synaptic transmission, glutamatergic; dense core granule priming; synaptic vesicle maturation
Cellular component (GO): plasma membrane; synaptic vesicle membrane; terminal bouton
Molecular function (GO): phospholipid binding; calmodulin binding; syntaxin-1 binding
Source: RefSeq, a predicted model, not a curated record